Molecule: messenger RNA, 1704 nt
Organism: Hymenoscyphus albidus
Lineage: Eukaryota; Fungi; Ascomycota; Leotiomycetes; Helotiales; Helotiaceae
Source: the annotation of a GenBank genome assembly
GAGCAACCCCCCUCCACCAAACCCCAAAUGCGCCUCCAACCUGCUUCAAGUCUCCAAUCCCUCUCGCUACCACGCUUCAUCACCCCCAAGCCUCUCCAAUUAAUCCCCUUGCAAAGAAGAAAGCUCGUGAUGACGAGUACAUCCUCCAAAGAACCGCGUCGAUUCGCUCCUUUCAAAAAAGGCGCGGAGAGAGCGGAGGGAGUGCGGGAGUUGAAGGGCAUUGUUUUUGAUGUUGAUGGUACCUUGUGGUGAGUUUUUUCUCUUGUGUUUAUAAUUUUUGUUUGUGUUUGGAAGGGUAAUGCAGAAAUUUGUUGUGGUGGGGUUUUGGUGGGAUGAAUAUUCGUGAUCCAAUUUUGCUGCAUGUACUUCUUCUUUCGGCAUGUUGUAUAAUCUUUGCUUGAAGAAGUUUUUAAGCAGAAGUUUACCUGCAAUUCAAGCGGAGUUUCAUUUUGGAAGUUAGGACGAAUGUCUUUCCUGCUCCUCUCUGCGACUUAUGACUGCCUUUUCGAAAUCCGCGCAAGUGCUUCUCGAAUUCUCGGCUAUGCAGUGAUGCUUCUUCUUCUAGACAUCUUGGGAAUGUUGGAAUCCUGCCACAUUAAGGAUUAGAAGAACAAAUCAUUCGUUUUUAGUAGCGCGCAUAGCUUUGGAAAACACUCCACUUCUCAAGCCCCCAAGUCCCAAUUCUCUACUUCCCAACCCUCAAAGCAUCAAACCUCAUUCUUUUCUCUCCCCUCAAAGAAAACCCUCAAAACCCAUACGCGAACCAUCACAAGAUCACCUUUCCAUUUCCAAGCUCUCUCACUAACAACCCCCACCACCAGUCUCCAGCAAAACUACAUGUUCGCAGAAAUGCGCUCCGUCCUCGGAAUCACCAAAGGAACCGACAUCCUAGACCACUGCCACUCCCUCCCCCAACCGCAACAAGAAGAAGCGCUCGAGGCCGUGCGAGCAGUCGAACGAAAAGCAAUGGUUGACCAGAAACCACAACCUGGACUCGUGGAACUAAGUACGUACCGUACUGUCCACAAAACCAUCAUUCUCGCUUCCAAGCCGGGAACGAAGAAGACAUCUAGAUAAUGCUGACCAAACACCAGUGACCUACCUAACCGCUCUCCCCCUCCCAAAAGCAAUCGUAAGUCCUCUCUUUCCUCUCUUUCCUCUUCCCUCUUUCCUUCCACAACCCCAUCCUACAACCCCCUUCACACAAAAGCCUCACAUAAAAAUCUAACAAAAAAUCCCCCAGUGCACCCGCAACUUCCCCCUCCCAGUAACCCACCUCCUAACCUCCUUCCUCCCAACCCAACACUUCUCCCCCAUCGUAACCCGCGAGUUCCGGCCUCCGAAGCCGCAUCCAGCGGGGAUCCUACAUAUAGCUGAGUCACUGGGUAUUGCAGCUUCGGAUAUGAUAAUGGUUGGGUAUGUAUCAUUCAUUCCCUCUCUCCCUUCCCUUCCCAACCUCAUACUCUCAUAUCCUCACGCCACCCAAAAAAAAGGAAACACACCAACUAACCCUCCCCCUUUGCCCUCCCCAGAGACUCAAUAGACGACAUGACAGCCGGCCAUCUCGCCGGGACCGCCACCGUGCUACUAGUGAACCUCGAUAACGCCCAUCUCGCCACGCACGAACACACCGAUUUGUGUAUCUCACGGCUCGACGAGCUGAUUCCCGUUUUGGAGAAUGGGUUCGUGGGGAGGAGUGGAUAG